Molecule: messenger RNA, 4529 nt
Organism: Ylistrum balloti
Lineage: Eukaryota; Metazoa; Mollusca; Bivalvia; Pectinida; Pectinidae
Product: centrosomal protein of 57 kDa-like
Exons: 9
Coding region: 69-1631 (520 amino acids)
Cellular component (GO): centrosome
Molecular function (GO): gamma-tubulin binding; microtubule binding; identical protein binding
Source: RefSeq, a predicted model, not a curated record
UUCACUAGUAGAAAGUAAGGUGUUCGUACAUGUUUCGCCGGGCUGAGUGAUCUGCAUAUGUGCAAAAGAUGGAAGAUUACUUUAGUUCCACCUACGCACCUCACAUCUCGGGCACCCACUCGAAGAGUCCUACUAAACGAGCACUCUACAGAAACCAAGAGGAGUCCAUGCAUUCGACAGCCUACUAUGAAUACCCCACAGAGAAACCUUUCAUUAAUGAUAAUUACCAAGAUAACCCAGACAAGCCUGUGUCCACAUCUCCUGAAAAUAACAGAUUAGCUGUUAUAUCGGCAUUGAAAAAUUUACGGGAAAAAAUUAGGAAGUUAGAAACAGAAAGGGCGGCUGCAGAAACCAAUCUAAAAAGUUUGGCAGCCGAGACUCACAAAUACAAAGAUAUUCUAACAAAGGAGCCAGAUCAUGUGGAACCAACGCAAACCAUUAUGUCACAACAGUCACAAGAAUUGGAAUCCCAGCUGACAGCAGCAGAGACACGUAGCGGAUUACUGGAGAAGCAACUUCAACACAUGAGGAAGCUUGUUGAAAAUGCUGAGUCAGACAAACGUGAUGCUGUAACCAAGUCAACGUUGUUACAGGAGCGACAACAACGUCAGGAGGACUAUAGCAAACCUUCAAUAACCUUUGACCCUCAGGCAGAAAAGAUUAGUCACCUGGAGCGAGAGCAGUUGAAGUUAACAGCAACACAGACGCUAGCAGAGGGUAAAAUCCGAGACUUGGAAGAGAAGAUUAAAGAAGAACGCCUUCAAAGACAGUUGAUGUCAGAAAAAACAGCAGUGCUGGAGACAGAAGCACAUACAAACAGAAUACUGAUGAAUGCUGGUGCAUUUCCUGAGAAACGGCCAACAUCAGCACGGACAAAGAAAGUAAAGAAAAAGAAAAAAUCAGCUUCAAACAAGAAGCAGAAGACACAGCCAGCUGAGCAGGAGCCAGAGAGACGGCGCGAGGCACUCAAACAUUACAGACUUAACCUCGCUGACAUUCCAUUUGUAGCUGGCAAGUCUUCUACCCCUAGUCAUUCUGUUGGUGCUAAUGUCCAGCGUGUGUUGUCGCUGAUGAAGUCACAUAACAUGGCUUUGUGUUCCUCCGCUGACCAAUGUGAUACUCAGAGGUCUUCCAGUACAUCGUCCGGGUCAAGUUCAGAUGGUCUGGACCACGACCUUGCCGAACUCUUGCUACAACUCCAGGAUGAGUUUGGACAGAUGAGUGUAGAGCAUCAGGAACUGUCAAAGCAGAUCAACGAGGUAACAGAUUCACGGGUACGAGACGACUUGGAGCGAGAGUUGGACUCACUGGUGGGACGCAUGGAGUCUAAAAGUCAGCAGAUAUCAAAAGUUAGGAAACAUCAAGAAAAGGUAUUACAGCUUGACCUCAAGAAGAAGAAAAAGAAAAGUUCUGAUCACCCCAAGAAAACGCAGCGACCAAAAUCAGCAAAUACAAAUUAUACACAAACAACAUCUGAAGUGGAAGUCACAACAACAAUAAAAACGAAGGGACGUGGUGCGGGUCUCGUACACGUACGACCGUCAAGUGGCCGAGAGGUAUCACUUGGUGUGUUAAAGGACAUGCGCAAAUUACAAACGACAUUACGACGAGAUGACCUUCAUUGGGAAUAACAUUAGAUUACCAUUAUAUAUGUUCAUGUCUCGUGUUCUGCAUUUGGGGUUUUUUAUGAGAUUCAAUAAAGAUAAAUUAUAAUAAGUUCUGAAAAGUAUUAUUAAGUUUUGCCAUACUUGUCAAGUAAAAGUACAUAUAUUUGGACACAAAUGAUACAUGUACUCAGUUUCUUUUUAAAAGAUUAGUAAAUAAGUAAAAAGGAUAUGAAUAGAAAAAAUUACCAGAAAAAUAAUGAUAUGCAAAAUAUUGAUGUAAUGGUAUUAUUUAUCCUCAGAAAAAAAUAGAGCUCAAAUCAUUUUCUUUUAAUCGUUACUUGAAUAUGAUGCAAAAUUAGAAAUCUAAUGCACUUAAUUAUUUAGAUAUAAAUAGAUUUCUGACAAUAGAACCCCAAAGGUAUGUCUUUGUGUAUGUGUCAUAUUGAUGUAUCUCUAAAGAAUUCAAAGACCAGGAAAUGUUUUCCUUGUCGGUGUGUAUCUCGUCUAAUUGUACUUAUUCAUUAGUCUUGUAUCAGAAAUGUAUGUGUUACUCAUAGUACAGUAAGACCUCAUUAGACCAGGCAUUUUAGUCUCUGUUCUGGGAAAACAUGGUAUCCACAGUUACUUAGAUGGGAAAAUCUCCCUCACAGGUAAUGUUUUUAUAUACAUAAGAGCAGCUUUUCACUUCAUGGAUUUCCGUUAAGCAAGAUUUAGUUGUGCUGGGUAUCAGUAUACAAAUCCAUUAUCAGUUAUCACUGGAGCACGACAAUAAUCUUCAUUUCAUGGUUCAUAUAGAAGUAUGUCGUUUUGAUACGAAAGGUAGGGAUAAUUGCUAACCCUCAGUGUUGGAACACCAUAUUCACUAAAACUCUUACUAUACAAACUUAAGUAUUCUUGAGCAAACCAAAUAUAGAAAAUAUGUAAAAUAUAUAUAUAUUUGAAAUCAUGACAAGAAAAGUUCUGGAAAAAACAACAAAAUUUAGUUGGAUUCUUUUUAAAAUAAAUUCUUUACAUUUACGUAUAUGUAGAGUUAUACUUUUUCAGUGAAAAUAUAACCGAUAUAUUAAAGGCUUUGCAGUUUAUAAGUUAAUGAAGAUCAUGAAAUGGAGAAUAAAGAAAAAAAAACUUGCAUAUAGUACAUAUAUAUAUAAAUAUAAUAUAUAUAAAUGAAAUGUAUAUGAUAAAUGUUGUCAUGCAAUGUAAUCGGUUUUCACUUCCAAAAUAAAUUUUGCUUUCGUAAACUAUCAAUGAUAAUGACCUUGUAUAGACUAUCUGAAUCCAUUGGUUGUCACUGAAACAGAAUCUAGUGCUUUAGAAAAAGGAAACUAAAAUGUUCCUGUUUCAUGAGUGAAGGGAAUGCAUGUAUCAAUCUGCAUGGCAAGAUAAUUUUUUGUGUAGGGAAGUGGAAAAGUUUGCAGAACAGGGUAUUCCAUCCAAAAAAGUAGGUAAGGUGCAUUUAUGUAAUUUGUAAAUUUAUUCAAAUAUAUUACAUAGUAUGAUGUAGUGUCAGUUGUUGCAGGCUGCUUAACCUGUGAAUCUAUAUGUCCUUGGUGUAUGCAUGGUGUCAGGUUCCUUUCACAGCUUGUGAAUGGUAAGACUUGAUCAGUAUUGAGUUAAUGAUGGAAUGUUGUUUGCCUGUGAUCUGAGAGUAACCUUUUUAUGUCAGAUAAAAGUGAAUUGAGAAGUUCCACUACAGAGAAAAUGUCUGGCUUUGUUAUCAUAUUGACAGCCUGUAUGAAAGCUCACAGGGCAUCUCUGGGGACAUUGCCCCAUAUAACCACCAUUAUUGGUGGACAGUAUGUAGUUUUUCUAUUACCUUCAACAUACAUCAAUUAAUCUUUCAGUGGUUUUGUGUUUGAUGUUUGGUAACAAAUAGCUGACCAGGAACUCAUGAGAAAGUCUAAGGAACCAUAUUUUUAACUUAAGAUUUUUGUGACGCAAAAUGUCAUUUGUUAUAUAUAAACAUGUGUCAAUUCUGAAUUGUUGCCUGUUCCUCGGUCACACACUGGUCACUGGGAUUCAUUCUCUUAUGAAUCCAUGUUCGUACAGAACGGUAAAUGAUAUUUUAGUGAAUUGUCUUGCCAACUGAAAUUUUUUGUGAAAAUGAACAUGCAAGUCUGUGAUAUGUGUUUAGUGUUAAUCAAGAUUUUUUUAAAAAAAAAUAUAGAUUGCUUACAAAAUUUGUCAUUGUUAUCUCGAUAAGUAUGGUCAAGGCAAAAUUUUAACUUAAUCCAUUACUUGUUUAAAUGUAUUUAAUACAGGGCUCGAUAUUCUUUUACCUGUUUGAAUGGCUGAUUUUCUUUUAAAGGGUAGUUUCAUUUGUCUAGUGUUAAAGUACACUAUGAAAUGAUUUCCCUUGGAGCACAUAUUGUGUUUACCUGGUAAUCACAAACAAUGAUAUUAAUAUUUCCUGAAUACACAGGGAAAGACUUUUACCAUAUUUCACCUAUUACUGCUACCAAUGGUAAUUAGUACAAACAAAAGAACAAUAACAUAAUAGAGUAGUGUUGGGUGUAUUUGUUUUUCAUUAUACCCAAAUUUGGGUGGUAGGAUUGGGGCAGGAAAUACUUGUCAAGCACAAGAUGAUUUUUUUUAACAUGGAUGAUUUGAUAUUUGAUAAUUUUUCAAUUUUUGUGAAAAGAAAAUUGAUUUUGAUUCAAGUUAUUGAUGUCAUAUUUACUGUCUUACAUUUUGAUUUGAAUGUUUCUGUGAACAGUGUAAACAUAAUUCCACUUCACAUUCUGUGUCCUAAAUCAUCUGCUUCAUAUGAUUCCACAUGGGUUAAAAUUUUACCUCACAUUCCUGCCUACACUGGGGUAUCCAACUCAAAUGUCUGUGAUUUUCACAUGUAAAUAUGUGUAUAUAGCUGUAUAGUUAUAACCUAUAAAUUUUAUGUAAAGCAAUAAAUAUUUUAUACACUUA